AUGCCUUCAAAGAAAUCAGAGGGGGUGUUAUUACCGCCGCCGCCCUCCACUGCCUCUGGUUCAUGGGAUGAACACAUUGAUAGCGUGAUUGCGGAACUGCAGCGAAUUUACAUGGAGCGAGUGCGGCCUAUCGAAACAAAGUUCCAGUAUGAUGUUUAUCGUCCUAGUUGGUUCUCAGAGGCGAUUGUACAGAAGAAGCCGUUCGUUACUUUUCUAGGUCCAUUUUCUGCUGGAAAGUCUACUUUUAUUAAUUAUUUAAUGCAGAAUAAUUAUCUUCAGACUGGUCCACAACCCGUUACGGAUAAGUUUACUGUUAUUAUGCAUGGUGAGGAGGUCCAACAAAUCCCUGGUCGUGUAUUAAUGGCCGAUAGUUCUCAGCCUUUUCGUGGAUUAAGUCAAUUUGGAGAUUCAUUUGCAGAAUCAUUUCAAGGACUUAUCGCACCGCAUCCUAUUCUGCAAUCUGUUUCGUUAAUUGAUACUCCUGGUGUACUGGAGACAGCUGGGGAUGUUCAUUCACGACGGUAUGAUUACAUUAAGGUAUGUCGAUGGUUUGUGGAGAAGAGUGAUUUGGUUUUUUUUCUUUUUGAUCCAACAAAGUUAGAUGCUGGAACAGAACUUCGUAUGUUAUUUAAACAUGCCUUAAGUGGACAUGAAAGUAAAAUUCGUAUCGUAUUAAAUAAAGCAGAUACGGUGGGACCUCAGGAACUUAUGCGAGUAUAUGGAGCAUUAUUUUGGAAUCUUUCAAGUCUUAUUAAUACAACAGAACCUCCACGGGUUUAUGUAUCCAGUUUUUGGGAUCGUCCAUAUUGUAAAGGUACGGAUCAUGCACUUUUCACAGAAGAAAAGGCUGAUCUUAUUUAUGAUUUGACAGAAACUAUACCAUUACAAUCCCUUGAUCAACGUGUGACUUCUGUUUUACAACGAGCCACUCGAGUUAUUAUCUUUGCAUUAGCCUGUGCUGCUUAUAAAUCAAAGAUGCCAAAAUGGUUUGGAAAAGAUAAGGCAAAAGCGGAGUUCUUUGCACAGUUUCCACAAAUUAUAGAAGAUCUCGCUAAUAAAUACCGCUUUAGUUCAUCUGAUUUCCCCACCGCUGAUGAAAUGAGAACAUUCCUAGAAAGAGUACGAGCAGAUGAAUUUUAUGAUAUGGAUCGCCUGCAGAAGAAAGGAUGGAUUAACUUAAUGAAACAAACCAUUGAACAGGAUCUUCCCAUGUUAUUAAGACCCAUUAAACAAACUUCCGUAGUGGAUCCACGAGAUCGAAAACAUGCGAUUAUGCUCCAACGAGAAUACACAAAAAAGAUGGAAGAUCAACUGGCCGGUCAGUAUGGGCUUCAAGGCGGUUUAGGCCAACAACAGAUCCCAACCCAUCGUGCAGAAACAAUGCCGAAUGUGGCUUUUAGAAAUGCAGCCCUUAAUCCACAAUCAUCACAAUCAACACAAUCAACACAAUUACAACAACAGUCAUUUAUGCCACCGCCUGUGAAUGGAAAUCAAAAUGAUCAAAUGACAAUGAUGAUGCAAAUGAUGCAAGGAAUGAUGCUCCAACAACAACAACAACAACAACCAUUACAAUUACAAUUACAACAGGCUCCCACACCACAGUUAUCACCAGAACAAACAGCAAUGAUGAUGCAGAUGAUGCAGCAACUACAAAAUAACCAAAUGUAA
This is a messenger RNA of Trypanosoma theileri, 1668 nucleotides long. Its product is annotated as sarcoplasmic reticulum glycoprotein. The record is from RefSeq and is a predicted model, not a curated record. The coding region runs from base 1 to 1668 and encodes 555 amino acids. The transcript has a single exon. NCBI's taxonomy places the organism in Eukaryota, Euglenozoa, Kinetoplastea, Trypanosomatida, Trypanosomatidae. Gene Ontology annotation, molecular function: GTP binding.